Oryza sativa Japonica Group (Japanese rice) is the source of this 2040-nucleotide messenger RNA. RefSeq names its product protein HOTHEAD. The record is from RefSeq and is a predicted model, not a curated record. Lineage: Eukaryota; Viridiplantae; Streptophyta; Magnoliopsida; Poales; Poaceae. Gene Ontology annotation, molecular function: flavin adenine dinucleotide binding; oxidoreductase activity, acting on CH-OH group of donors.
AAAAUUAAACCGUACUCUGAUACUUCCCGUGUUACGCCUGUCACAGCUUACUUACAUUGGUCGCCAAUGGCGUCCGACAUGGACACCACACGAGCGCUGGCCAUCUUAGCGGCCACAAGCUUUGUUGCAAUGCUAGCAUGUGUACAGGCGGCAGGAGACGAGAGCUACACGUUCAUGAAGGACGCGGUGCAGUCCCCGCAGGUGUCGUACUACGACUACAUCAUCGUGGGCGGCGGCACGGCCGGGUGCCCGCUCGCGGCGACGCUGUCGCAGCGCUUCCGCGUGCUCCUGCUUGAGCGCGGCGGCUCGCCGUACGACGACGAGCGGAUCGGGAACAUGACACGCUUCGCGGACACGCUGUCCGACACGUCCCCCUCGUCGCCCGCGCAGCGGUUCGUGUCCGAGGACGGCGUGAUCAACUCGCGCCCGCGGGUGCUGGGCGGCGGCAGCUGCAUCAACGCCGGGUUCUACACGCGCGCCAGCGACGAGUACGUGCGUGGACUCGGGUGGGACCUCGAGGCGACCACGGCGGCGUACCGGUGGGUGGAGGACGUGGUGGCGUUCCAGCCGGAGCUGGGUCCCUGGCAGUCGGCGCUGGAGAGAGGGUUGCUGGAGGCCGGGAUCGCGCCGCAGAACGGCUUCACGUUCGACCACCUCGGCGGGACGAAGGUCGGCGGCUCGAUCUUCGACGCCGAGGGGCGGCGCCACACGGCCGCCGACCUGCUCCGGUACGCCCGCACCGACGGCAUCGACGUGCUGCUCCGAGCCAGAGUGGCCAAGAUCCUGUUCAACGUCAGAGCUGGAAGACGGCCAGUGGCGCACGGGGUGGUGUUCCACGAUUCCGAGGGGCAGAUGCACAGGGCUUACCUCAGCAACGGCCGUGGCAACGAGAUCAUCCUCUCGGCGGGCGCCAUGGGCAGCCCGCAGUUGCUGAUGCUCAGCGGCGUCGGCCCCGCCGACCACCUCCGCUCGUUCGGCAUCACGCUCGUCCUCAACCAGCCGGCCGUCGGCCAGGGCAUGUCCGACAACCCCAUGAACGCCAUCUACGUGCCGUCGCCUUCCCCGGUCGAGGUGUCGCUCAUCCAGGUGGUCGGCAUCACUGAGGUCGGGAGCUACAUCGAGGGCGCCAGCGGCGCCAACUGGGGCGUCCGGCGCUCCGGCUCCGGCGGCGACAGACCGCACCGCAACUUCGGCAUGUUCUCUCCACAGACGGGGCAGCUGGCCACGGUGCCACCGAAGCAGCGGACGCCGGAGGCCAUCGCGCGCGCGGCGGAGGCGAUGAGCCAGCUCGACGACACGGCGUUCCGCGGCGGCUUCAUCCUGGAGAAGAUCCUCGGCCCGCUGUCCACGGGCCACCUCGAGCUGCGCAACCGCAACCCCGACGACAACCCGUCGGUGACGUUCAACUACUUCGCGCACCCGGAGGACCUCCGGCGCUGCGUGGCCGGCGUGUCGGUGAUCGAGCGCGUCAUCAGGUCCGAGGCCUUCGCCAACUUCACGUACCCGUACUUCUCCGUCGAGACGCUGCUCAAUAUGACGGCGGGGUUCCCCGUCAACCUCCGGCCACGGCACGACAACGACUCCACGUCGCUGGAGCAAUUCUGCAAGGACACCGUCAUGACCAUCUGGCACUACCACGGCGGCUGCCAGGUGAACAGGGUCGUCGACGCCGAGUACCGCGUGAUCGGCGUCGACGCGCUGCGCGUCAUCGACGGCUCCACGUUCAACGCCUCGCCGGGAACCAAUCCGCAGGCCACUGUCAUGAUGCUCGGCAGGUACAUGGGAGUCAAAAUCCAAAACGAGAGGUUGGGAAAUGAAGGAUUAGGAAGGAGAAAUCUGUAAUUGAAGGCUUAAGUAUUUGUAAUGCACUAUGUAAUGGUUGAGUCAUUGAAUUUCCUGAUUCUGAUGCUAGUCAUGAACUAGAAUUUCGCUGGGAUAACAUGCACAUAUUAUUGGAAGUGUGUGCUCUUAACUUCUUAUGUACUACUCAAAUUCAAAUGAAAUUAUGUUCACUCAAUAAGAAACCUUUGUUCAGUUGAA